UUGGCUUUCUCUUUCAUGUCCCUUCAUGUCGCUGUGAUCCGUACCUUUGUCCCAGUGACCUCUGCGACUGCCCAUGUGAGGUAGAAUCACUUUAUCCUCGUCCUGGAUGGGUUGAAUUAGAUCCUGAAGUGCUAUGGAGUCAAUUUACUGGUGUAAUAAAAGAGGCUGUACAAGCUGCAGGACUUCACAUGAGGCAAAUUGCUGGGCUUGGCAUCUCCACCCAGAGAGGAACUUUCAUUACAUGGCACAAGAGGACAGGGAAACCCUUUCAUAAUUUCAUAAGUUGGCAAGAUUUAAGAAGUGCUGAACUUGUGAAUUCCUGGAAUAAUUCCCUUCUGCUGAAGGUAAUCCAUGUUAUUUUUACUGUGCUUCAUUUCUUCACUGGGAAUGAUCGAUACUUGGCACCCAGUUUUCUUACUUUUUCAACACAUCAAACUUCUAUGAAGUUGUCAUGGGUUUUUAAAAAUAUACAUGAGGCUGAAGAAGCUGCCAAAAAAAACAGCUGCUGUUUCGGAACGGUUGACACGUGGUUACUGUAUAGAUUGACUAAAGGUUCUGUGUAUGCUACAGAUUACUCAAAUGCCAGUUCUACAGGCAUAUUUGAACCCUUUACGAAAUGUUGGAAUCCCACUUUGUCUAAUCUACUUUCUAUUCCAAUGUCUGUUUAUCCACCAGUGAAAGACACAAGCUUCAACUUUGGAUCAACUGACUCUGAAAUAUUUGGGAUACCUAUUCCAAUAAUGGCAGUGGUAGCUGAUCAGCAGUCAGCUACAUUUGGAGAAUGCUGCUUUCACCCAGGAGAUGUUAAACUGACAAUGGGAACAGGUGGUUUCUGGAAUGUGAAUACUGGAGAGCAGCUCUUUGCAUCACAGGGAAGUCUUUAUCCACUGAUCGGUUGGAAGAUUGGGGAAGAAGUUGUUUACUUAACUGAAGGCUCUAUAUCGGACAUUGGCACUGCCAUAAAAUGGGCUCAGGAUAUAGAACUUUUCACCAAUGUAGAUGAAACGGCAGAAAUGGCGCAGAGUACUGCUGAUUCUCAAGGUGUUUGUUUCAUUCCAGGUUUUCAGGUUUCUGGGGAUGACCCAUAUUUAUGUGCCUCUUUCAUGGGCCUGAAACCUUCCACUAACAGAAACCAUCUUGUUCGGGCUAUAUUGGAAUCUCUAGCUUUCAGAAACAAACUGCUUUACGAUAUUAUUGAGAAGAAGGUGCACAUUCCUCUUCGAACUAUUCGAGCUGAUGGAGGUGUCAGUAAUAAUAGUUUUGUCAUGCAGAUGACAUCAGAUUUAAUUAAUAAGAAAAUAGAAAAACCUGCAAACGUGGACAUGUCUAGUCUUGGUGCAGCUUUUCUAGCAGGCCUUGCUUCAGGAUUUUGGACUGACAAAGAACAACUAAAGAAGCUAAGGCGAGUAGAAGCAGUGUUUGAGCCCCAAAAGGAUUCAGAGGAAUACAAACCUGCUAUGGAUGCAUGGCUGCAAGCAAUGAAACACUCGCCACACUGGUAGAAAUUGGAAUUUUAAUUUUUAGAAGAAUUAAAAUGGUUUAAUUCAUAUUUUAUUAAAUCUUGACAUUAACAGGACAGUUAAAAACCAUAACUGGAAUUUGUGAUGGUGUAUUUUAAGUUGUGUGAUAUUUCAGUUACCCCCCUGCUGCUGGAUUACUUACCAUACUGUAAUGAACCUUCCCAUCAUCCCUGUGGCAGCUGUGAUCCAGCUGCAGCAUUUGUGUCCCUUCAGUGACCUCCUUUGGGUGGCCCAGCUGCUCAAAUCCUGCCAUGUACUGCACAUGGGCUGUUUUAACUGUGAUGGGAUUUCUACUGAGCAACUAGCCUCCCUUUAGAUCUUUAAAAUCUUGGGUAUGUUAAUCAUCAAGGAAGGGUAAAAGGCACAUUUAUUCCCCUAGGCAUUGCUAAGAAACAAAAUGAUUGUUGGGGCUGGGUUGUGAGGAAUUCAGUUGUGUACAAAGAUGUUGUUUUGGUAGUAGCCUGUUACCACCUUUUGGUUGACGCUAGGCGCUGUGAUCACAUUAUUUGUGCACUAGAGCAAAAUGAAAUACAAAAGCAAAUAUGCUUUCAACACUCCAUUUAAAAAAUUCAGGAUUUUUGUAGCUGAUACUUUGUAGCUAGCUUGUAACUCCAUUUUUAAAAAUUUUAUAGACCAAAAGCAAUCUUAUCUGGUGUGGCCAGCACAGAUACGUUAAAACUAGUUCCAGGUAUGCUAUCUAACUUGUAAAAAUCUGUACUGUUAGUAUCUUCAAGGCCAUUUUUAAAUAUCAUUAUUAUUAGCUAAAAGGGAGUAAAAAAUCUAUUUUUGAAGCUAUAAAUUAGUUUUGUAUUUUUGAAACAAAUAAAUUAAUUAAAGAAAUGUGUAGUUAAUUAUUCUUAUA
Cyanistes caeruleus (blue tit) is the source of this 2382-nucleotide messenger RNA. It is a transcript of the gene GK5, whose product is annotated as glycerol kinase 5. Gene Ontology annotation, molecular function: kinase activity; phosphotransferase activity, alcohol group as acceptor. Gene Ontology annotation, cellular component: mitochondrion. Lineage: Eukaryota; Metazoa; Chordata; Aves; Passeriformes; Paridae. The record is from RefSeq and is a predicted model, not a curated record. Gene Ontology annotation, biological process: triglyceride metabolic process; phosphorylation; glycerol-3-phosphate biosynthetic process.